Messenger RNA from Phytophthora sojae, 321 nucleotides. RefSeq lists its product as hypothetical. Bases 1 to 321 code for a protein of 106 amino acids. NCBI's taxonomy places the organism in Eukaryota, Oomycota, Peronosporomycetes, Peronosporales, Peronosporaceae. The transcript has a single exon. The record is from RefSeq and is a predicted model, not a curated record.
AUGCGCUCUAGCAGGUUUAAGCUGAAGAAGUUCGCGGAAGGCCAUGCAGACGACGUGAUGAUGAAGAUGCACACGUUGGUGCACGGCUUUCGGAGGCGGAAGAAGCCCUUCGACUUGGAUCGUGCAGUCAAGAAGCUUGCUGGCAAGCUACAACAAGAUAUUACCCAGUACAGGCGAUGUCAAGAACUGGGACUGUCGGACCGAUCAAAAAAGCGAUGGGCAGUGUUUAAAGAAGUCGCAGGGACACUGGGCAAGUGGAUUGGGCGCACCACUGUGGCAGAGAAACCUCCCAAGUGGUUGAUGAAGAUGUAUAAUAUAUAG